CUUGAAGGAACAGAGGGCUCAGAUUAGGCAGCAGUGAUUUUUUUUUUUUAAGUUAACACCAGGUUUAAAAAGGCAACCACACAUUGUGAGUGGAGAUGGCGGAUUAUAUUAAUGAUGAGUAUGUGAGAAACUCAAGACACACACAAAGACAGAGACCAAAUGGAGACACCAUUCAAACAGAGAGAAGACUCUGUAAACUGGUCUACUUCAGCUUUGGCCCACUGUGCCUUCUACAAGCCAUUCUUAAUAUUUCUUUGCGCCUCACAGAACCAACCUACUGUGGCAGCAACAACUUCACUAGUGAGCUACACCGGCUUCAAAACAGGGUCAGUGAACUCACCACUGAGCUAAAGAAUGUGGAGAAAAUAAAAGACUUGACAGGACCAGAGCCAGGUGGUUGCGUAGUCUCACGCAAGUGUCCUACAGGGUGGACACGCAUCAGAAACCAAUGUUACUUCAUCUCCACUCAGUCAAAGCCGUGGACGGAGAGUAGAGCUGACUGCCUCAGCAAAGGAGCUGACCUCGUGGUGAUCAACAACCAGCGCAAACAGGUAGACUUGUAUCAACUAGAGAAUUUAAAUGAUGCAUUCUGGAUUGGACUGUUUUAUGAAGAGACUUCUGGAAUCUUCAAAUGGGUGGAUGGAACUGCUCUGAACACUUCAUAUUGGCAGCAGGGCCAACCAGAUCGGGGCCGUUUCCUGAAAGUGGAGAACUGCAUUGAGAUUUUUAAGCCCUUCCAUAUCCUGUCCAACUGGAAUGACCUCAACUGUAACGUAAGGCGGCACUGGAUAUGUGAGAAGGAUGCAGGCAGUGCAACGCCUACAUAGCUGGAAGAAGUGUUUCAAAUUGCUUUAUAUUAACAUAAAUAAAUAAAGUAUUUGUGCAGCAAUA
Molecule: messenger RNA, 891 nt
Organism: Thalassophryne amazonica
Lineage: Eukaryota; Metazoa; Chordata; Actinopteri; Batrachoidiformes; Batrachoididae
Product: C-type lectin domain family 4 member E-like
Exons: 6
Coding region: 96-827 (243 amino acids)
Source: RefSeq, a predicted model, not a curated record